GGGCGGAGGAUGGAGACCGGGAGGGACCUGGAUCGCUGGCUGAGGCUGAGUCCUGAUAGUCGCCGGGAUGAGCUCCAGGGAGGACGGCGGGCCGAGGUCCCCGGGGAGGGACCCGCAGCCCCAGGUUACCACCGAAGAACAUGAUUUUGGUCUAGGGGCUCCAGUUUCUGAAGCUGAAAAAUACCAGAAUAUUCUCCAGCUAGAACAAGAAGUAAAAAAUCAAGACAGAUUCAUCUCUACACUGAAAUUACAGAUUGAAGAUCUCAAACAGACAAAUCAUGGCUUGGAAGAAUAUGUUAGGAAACUCUUGGAUAGUAAGGAGGUGGUAAGCAGUCAAGUAGAUGAUUUAACCAGCCACAAUGAGCAUCUUUGUCAAGAAUUGAUUAAAAUUGACCAACUAGCAGAGCAACUAGAAAAAGAGAAAAAUUUUGUGGUGGAUACCGCUGACAAGGAACUUGAAGAAGCAAAGAUUGAACUCAUUUGCCAGCAAAAUAAUAUAAUAGUAUUGGAAGAUACAAUAAGAAGGCUUAGAUCUAUAAUUUUAGAGACUGAAAAAGCACAAAAUAAAUCUCCUUCCAGACUUGAUUCCUUUGUCAAAACUUUAGAAGCAGACAGAGAUUACUACAAGAAAGAAGCUCAAAGUUUGAGAAAGAUGAUCAGAAGUAGAUCUAAAAGCCCAAGACGCCCAUCUCCAUCUUCCCGGGGUGCAAACUGUGAUGUAGAGCUUUUGAAGACAACAAGAGACCGUGAAGAACUCAAAUGCAUGCUGGAAAAAUAUGAGCGUCAUUUGGCAGAAAUUCAGGGUAAUGUCAAGGUUCUCACAUCUGAGAGAGAUAAGACCUUUCUUCUGUAUGAACAGGCGCAGGAAGAAAUUGCCCGACUUCGACGAGAAAUGAUGAAAAGCUGUAAGUCUCCUAAAUCAACCACAGCACAUGCCAUCCUCCGGCGGGUAGAGACUGAGAGAGAUGUGGCCUUCACGGAUUUACGAAGAAUGACCACAGAACGGGAUAGUCUGAGGGAAAGGCUAAAGAUUGCCCAAGAGACAGCGUUUAAUGAGAAGGCUCACUUGGAACAAAGGAUAGAGGAGCUGGAAUGUACAGUUCAUAACCUCGAUGAUGAACGUAUGGAACAAAUGUCAAAUAUGACUUUGAUGAAGGAAACCAUAACCACUGUGGAAAAAGAAAUGAAAUCACUAGCAAGAAAGGCAAUGGAUACUGAAAGUGAACUUGGCAGACAAAAAGCAGAGAAUAAUUCUUUGAGACUUUUAUAUGAAAACACAGAAAAAGAUCUUUCUGAUACUCAGCGACACCUUGCUAAGAAAAAAUAUGAGCUACAGCUUACUCAGGAGAAAAUUAUGUGCUUGGAUGAAAAAAUUGAUAAUUUUACAAGACAAAGUAUUGCCCAACGAGAAGAAAUCAGCAUUCUUGGUGCAACCCUCAAUGAUAUGGCUAAAGAAAAGGAAUGCCUGCAAGCAUGUUUGGAUAAAAAAUCUGAGAAUAUUGCAUCCCUUGGAGAGAGUUUGGCAAUGAAAGAAAAGACCAUUUCAGGCAUGAAGAAUAUCAUUGCUGAGAUGGAACAGGCAUCAAGACAGUCUACUGAAGCCCUAAUUAUGUGUGAACAAGACAUUUCCAGAAUGCGUCGGCAACUGGAUGAGACGAAUGAUGAGCUGGCUCAAAUUGCCCGGGAAAGGGAUAUCUUAGCUCAUGAGAAUGACAAUCUCCAAGAACAGUUUUCUAAAGCUAAACAAGAAAACCAGGCACUGUCUAAAAAAUUGAAUGAUACUCAUAGUGAACUUAGUGACAUUAAACAGAAGGUUCAAGACACUAAUUUGGAGGUUAAUAAACUGAAGAAUAUAUUGAAGUCUGAAGAAUCUGAGAACCGGCAAAUGAUGGACCAACUCCGAAAAGCCAAUGAAGAUGCUGAAAACUGGGAAAAUAAGGCCCGUCAAGCAGAGGCAGAUAACAAUACCCUCAAAUUAGAACUUAUCACUGCUGAGGCAGAGGGUAACAGAUUAAAAGAAAAAGUAGAUGCCCUCAAUAGAGAGGUCGAGCAGCACUUAAAUGCAGAACGGUCUUACAAGUCCCAGAUUGCUACUUUACAUAAGUCUGUUGUAAAGAUGGAAGAGGAGCUUCAGAAGGUUCAGUUUGAAAAAGUGUCUGCCCUUGCAGAUUUGUCUUCCACAAGGGAACUUUGCAUUAAACUUGACUCAAGCAAAGAACUUCUUAAUCGACAGCUGGUUGCUAAAGAUCAAGAAAUAGAAAUGAUGGAGAAUGAGUUAGAUUCUGCUCGUUCUGAGAUAGAACUCCUCAGGAGUCAGAUGACAAAUGAGAGAAUCUCCAUGCAGAAUCUAGAAGCUUUGCUGGUGGCCAAUCGAGACAAAGAAUAUCAGUCUCAGAUAGCACUUCAAGAAAAAGAAUCUGAAAUUCAGCUUCUUAAAGAACACCUUUGUUUGGCAGAAAACAAAAUGGCCAUCCAGAGUAGAGACGUGGCCCAGUUCAGGAAUGUUGUAACGCAAUUGGAAGCUGAUUUAGACAUUACCAAGAGACAGCUAGGGACGGAGCGCUUUGAAAGGGAGAGGGCUGUGCAAGAACUUCGCCGCCAGAAUUACUCAAGUAAUGCUUAUCAUUUGAGUUCCACAAUAAAGCCAAAUACAAAAUGUCACUCACCAGAACGUGCUCACCAUCGAUCUCCUGACCGAGGCCUAGAUCGAUCAUUAGAAGAGAAUCUUUGCUAUAGAGAUUUCUGACACGUGAAAAGACUCUUCACAUCCUUGGGAGAGGUCAAAGUUUCAAACUGAUUUUUUUUUUUGCUAUAUGAUUGCAUUUAUCUUUUGAAUGCUUGACAAUGUUAAAUGAAUUUAUUAACGUCGUGCCUCUGAAUCUCUGUUUUCAUGUGCCAUAUCGCAGUGAUCUAAGAUGACUUAUAAAAACAAAAAUGCAUAUGGCUCUUUCUAUCCAUACAGUAAUAGUGAGUGUAACAUCUGCUCACUUCACUGCUGAACACUGUUAUGUUAACUGUCCGCAGUAAAUAAAGAAGCUUAUAAAAAGAGGGAAAAGUGUUUUUACAAAACUGAUUUUUUUCUUUGUGAUUUAUGCUUUCACGGCUGGACAAGUUGUGCCAAGAUAGGCACAGUUUACCAAUACCGGCCUGGGACCCAAUAUUCCAUUUUGGAACCAACCUGACAUUAAUUCCAGGCCAUAAUCUGACUUCAAAGCAGUAGAUAGUAGGAGUGUGUCAGGGUUUUUAAAUCUGUAGUGUUGUACCACUAAUUAACAUACAUUUUCUAUGAUUGUUUACCCCUACUAUUUUUAGAAAGGUAGGUGAUGCUAUAUCUGUCAAGAAUGUAAGAUUUUUUUAAUCUGUAUUUUUAAUACGUUUUUCUUUAAAAUAUUAAAAUACUGCAAUCAACUUAAUUGCCAUUUUAUUUAUUUAUUUUUUGCCUGUGGCAGCUGUCUAUAAUGUAGAGUAACAAAUUCAGUCAUGUUUCCUUAUUUCCCCUAAA
Messenger RNA from Hippopotamus amphibius kiboko, 3502 nucleotides. RefSeq names its product testis specific 10 (gene TSGA10). NCBI's taxonomy places the organism in Eukaryota, Metazoa, Chordata, Mammalia, Artiodactyla, Hippopotamidae. The transcript has 20 exons. The record is from RefSeq and is a predicted model, not a curated record. The coding region runs from base 68 to 2746 and encodes 892 amino acids.